AUGGCACUGAACUACGCAUCCCAGAAACUUGGGGACCCACUAGAUCUGUUCACCAGGGUUAUGGUUCACCAGGUCAUGGAUAUCCUCCACGUGGAACUGACCAGGCACCAAACUGAAGUUGACCCCAUUGUGCAGCAUCAGAGUGCAGGACGUCCAUCCACCGGGACCUCUGUGCCAGACAGCAGUGACUAUGGCUGUUUUGUCACAGUUCUGAUGCUCAGACUGCUGGCAAAAAUCAUGGAUCAACAAACUGCCUCUGCCGAUAUGACGGAUUGCUCCCGAGAGUUGAUUCAGAAAGUCCUCUCUGAGUUCAGCAGUGCCUCAGGAACGCCGAACUUCCUGACAUAUGAAAGCAACACCAAGAUCCAGACUUUGUACAGAAGUAUGGACAAGUUCCUUCUGAAGGAGUUUGGACCUGAGGCCAUCCUGCAAAGAGCUGUGGAGACACAGAAUGUCUCCUUUGAUAACAUCUUGCUCACGGCAUUGAGGAAAGAGCUGCUGCCUCAUUGUGACACAGAGGCAACUUCUGCCCCAUCAACUCCGACUGCUGCACCCUCUGAGCCACUUGAACCUGUGCCUGGAGCAGCAUCUGGGCAAACCACCAGGAAGAGGCCCAAACUGAGGUUCAGUAUGAAGAUGCCAAAAAGACGCAGCAAGAAGGUGGCUCCCACUAGUGCCUUUUCUGACUCAACAGCUGGGCAUGUGGAGAGUCUAGCCUCUCGUACACCAUCUAAUAAGGCUACUCCUGUUGUGUCUGCGUCGGGCCAGAAGACUCGUAAACGCUCCUUUUUCAUCAGGAUGUUCGCUUGCUGCAUUCAAGGCACAUCUGAACCUUGAACAUUUACUCUCUCUCUUUCUCCCUCUCUGUCUCUCUCUCUCUCUCUCACACACAUACCUU
Alosa alosa (allis shad) is the source of this 898-nucleotide messenger RNA. RefSeq lists its product as uncharacterized. The record is from RefSeq and is a predicted model, not a curated record. Bases 1 to 837 code for a protein of 278 amino acids. The transcript has 3 exons. NCBI's taxonomy places the organism in Eukaryota, Metazoa, Chordata, Actinopteri, Clupeiformes, Clupeidae.